GUGGAGUGAAUCGGAAAGAGGUCACACGUAGAAUCUGCUCCAUCAGGUUAAGCAAGAUGGAGACACCAAACAAUGUCAACAAUUCCCUGCUCCUCAUUCACCCUUCUCACAACACUUCCUUGGUGGACAAGACCAUGUACGAAAUGUGCCAGCACAUGCCUGAGGUCAUCUUUUCCUACCUGGGCUUGCAGUUUGUCAACAUGUUCCUGGGUAUCCCUGCCAACCUCAUGGUGCUCUGGCUCUUCCACAAGAACAAGGGUGACUCGUCCACCUCAGAUAUCUUUAUUGUCCACCUGGCUGUGCUGGACACCUUCUUCUGCCUCAUCCCACCAAUGGAGCUGGCCAACCUGGUGUACCUCACCACCAGCAACACCUGGUAUGCCCUGCGCUUCUUCUAUGGCAUCAAGGAUUCCUCGCCGCUCUUCUUGUCCUGCAUCUGCCUGGACCGCUACAUGGCUGUACGACACCCAAUAACCUUCACCAGACUGAAGGACCGUCCGCAUCGGCCGGUUUGCGCUGGUGUCAUGUGGCUUAUCAUUCUAGCUUACGCAGUGCUAAAAUGUAUGGGAACCAUCCCCAACUUCGACAAGGUCUUUACAGUCAUGAUCUUGGCGGCCUUCACCUUCAUGGUCUUCUGCAACAUCUCCAUACUUUGGGCCCUUAAGCAGUCCGGUCCAGGCCGGGAUGAGAUGCAUCCGGUGAAGAAAAAAGCCUUUAAAAUGGUCCUCAUUAUUUUGGCCAUCAUCGUCUUCAACUACUUCCCACCUGUUGCUCUUUUUCCAUUUAAGGCCUAUUUCCCUCCCGAAGUGUUCAAAUGUUACAUCCACUACAUAGCCUUUGGGUUCAUGGACAUCAGCAGCAGCAUUCAGCCGAUGCUCUACCUGUCCAGGGAGCAGCCGAGAUGUCCAGCAUACUGUUGCAAGUGCUGCAUCAUCAAAAAGACUGAGGAUACAAACGUAAUUGAGACACCUACAGUGUACACUAUAACUGAGUAA
Molecule: messenger RNA, 995 nt
Organism: Pygocentrus nattereri (red-bellied piranha)
Lineage: Eukaryota; Metazoa; Chordata; Actinopteri; Characiformes; Serrasalmidae
Gene: hcar2
Product: uracil nucleotide/cysteinyl leukotriene receptor
Exons: 2
Coding region: 57-995 (312 amino acids)
Biological process (GO): phospholipase C-activating G protein-coupled receptor signaling pathway; positive regulation of Rho protein signal transduction
Cellular component (GO): membrane
Molecular function (GO): G protein-coupled receptor activity
Source: RefSeq, a predicted model, not a curated record